CGGCUGGUGGUGGCCGCGGCGGCCGGCGAGCCCGGGACGCCCGAGCCUGCCCCGAGCCUCGGCGGAGCGGAGUGGCCUCGGCGCUCCCGUGUCCCGCUUGGUCCCCGCUGCACCCCGCCGCCCAGGAGCCCGGCGGACGGCGGCUCCCCCGGCGGCCCCGGCAUGACUCGGCGGCGCUCCGCUCCGGCGUCCUGGCUGCUCGUGUCGCUGCUCGGUGUCACAACAUCCCUGGAAGUGUCCGAGAGCCCAGGCAGUGUCCAAGUGGCCCGGGGCCAGACAGCAGUCCUGCCCUGCGCCUUCUCCACCAGUGCUGCCCUCCUGAACCUCAAUGUCAUUUGGAUGGUCAUUCCCCUCUCCAAUGCAAACCAGCCUGAACAGGUCAUUCUUUAUCAGGGUGGACAAAUGUUUGACGGUGCCCUCCGGUUCCACGGGAGGGUAGGAUUUACCGGCACCAUGCCUGCUACCAAUGUCUCUAUCUUCAUCAAUAACACACAGCUGUCAGAUACGGGCACCUACCAGUGCUUGGUGAAUAACCUUCCAGACAGAGGGGGCAGAAACAUCGGGGUCACUGGCCUCACGGUGUUAGUCCCCCCUUCUGCUCCACAAUGCCAAAUCCAAGGAUCCCAGGACCUCGGCAGCGACGUCAUCCUUCUGUGUAGUUCAGAGGAAGGCAUCCCUCGGCCCACGUACCUUUGGGAGAAGUUAGAUAAUACGCUCAAGCUACCUCCAACAGCCACUCAGGACCAGGUCCAGGGAACAGUCACCAUCCGGAAUAUCAGUGCUCUCUCUUCCGGUCUGUACCAGUGUGUGGCUUCUAAUGCCAUUGGGACCAGCACCUGCUUGCUAGACCUCCAGGUUAUCUCACCCCAGCCCCGGAGCGUUGGAGUAAUAGCCGGAGCAGUUGGCACCGGUGCUGUUCUUAUCGUCAUCUGCCUUGCACUAAUUUCAGGGGCGUUCUUUUACUGGAGAAGCAAAAACAAAGAGGAGGAGGAGGAAGAAAUUCCUAAUGAAAUCAGAGAGGAUGAUCUUCCCCCUAAAUGCUCUUCUGCCAAAGCCUUCCACACAGAGAUAUCCUCCUCAGAAAAUAACACGCUGACCUCUUCCAAUACCUACAACAGUCGAUACUGGAACAGCAAUCCCAAACCCCACAGAAACACAGAGUCGCUCAACCACUUCAGUGACUUACGCCAGUCUUUCUCUGGCAAUGCAGUUAUCCCAUCAAUCUAUGCAAAUGGGAACCAUCUGGUUUUGGGUCCACAUAAGACUCUGGUAGUUACAGCCAACAGAGGGUCAUCACCUCAGGUCUUGCCCAGGAACAAUGGUUCGGUCAGCAGGAAGCCUUGGCCUCAACACACUCAUUCCUACACAGUAAGCCAAAUGACCCUGGAGCGCAUCGGUGCAGUGCCUGUCAUGGUGCCUGCCCAGAGUCGGGCAGGGUCCCUGGUAUAGGAUGACUGAGGACACCAUGUUCAGAAGAGAAUAAAUGGACUGCCUUCAGGCAAGGGGGGAACACUGCCUUCAGGCAAUGGGGGAGCACUGCCUUCAGGCAAGAGGCAGAGUGGGAUGGGUGAGUGCUGAAAGAUAAACUUUUGUUAUGAUUCCAUUAGCAAAAAGCACAAAGAGGAGGCGUGUGUGAAGUGGCCUGGGGUUGUUCCAUCAUGAAGACUCAAGAAGACUGUUCCCCCCCACACAGAUGUCCUGAGAUUCAGUUAAAACAUGCUGCAUCUCCAGAGAUGUGCCAAGCCAAGGAGAAUGCUAGAAGCAGAGUAAAGUUUACCCCCCAAACUGUGGUCCAGCUGGACCCCUUCUUUUUAAUUCUUGCCUAACUUAAUAAUUUUCAGGACCCUUCAAGUGCCAGGUGGAAUUUACAUAAUGAAAUUAUUUUUAAAAAAUAGGUGUCCUUAGGGGAGAGAAAACAGGAGCAAGCUCAUGGUCUGGCCUAGUCUGCCUCUCCCACUCCUGAUGACACUAGCAAUGCAUUCCAUCUGAGCUGUCUUUAUCAUAGAGGCAAAAUUGUUCAGAACUCUGGCUGGAGAUGGGGAGAAAUAAGGAAACUUCUUGUGAACACCCUACACACAGACACACACACAGACACACACACAGACACACAUACAGACACACACACACAGACACACACACAGACA
Mus caroli (Ryukyu mouse) is the source of this 2144-nucleotide messenger RNA. RefSeq names its product immunoglobulin superfamily member 11 (gene Igsf11). Lineage: Eukaryota; Metazoa; Chordata; Mammalia; Rodentia; Muridae. Gene Ontology annotation, cellular component: cell-cell junction. The record is from RefSeq and is a predicted model, not a curated record.